AUGGAGGAUGAAGAGGGCUACACGGUAUUAAACCUCCGGCCGAAGCAGAGACAACCAGGCCGCCCUCCGGGAGCUGGGCCCCAAGGUUCCCCUCGGUACCCGCGCUGGAUCUGGGUGGCUCUAGGGCUGGCCGGGGCCGGGUGCCUCGUCCUGCUGGGAGCCGUGGUAGCACUGGCUGUCUGGGUUUCCCAAUUGCCUGUCUUGUGUGAAGGACAGACCAGAGGAGCUACAAACGCAUCAGAGAAUGAUGGUGCCAGAAUCUUCAGUAGCACUGAAUGCAGCUCCUGCCUGGAGGAUUUCCAGUCUCGCUUGAAAUCAAUUCUGUGUGAACCCCACAAUGGCAGCUUGGCAGAGGGCUCCGGGUGCAAACUCUGCCCCAGGGACUGGCUGCUGCAUGGGGACAAGUGCUAUUGGCUGUCUAAAGAGAGUAAAGACUGGACUGGGAGCCGUGACGACUGCUCGGGGAAGAGCUCUCGCAUGCUCGUGAUCCGGAACCAGGAGGAGAUGGAUUUCAUACAGGAUGUUACACAAGGUUCAAGCUACAUCUGGAUUGGACUUACGGUGACACCCGCAGCAGGGAAAUGGACCUGGGUGGACGGUUCCCCGUUAGAUCCAAUGCUCUUUCAAGUCUCAGGCUCUGCUGAAGGGAACAGCUGUGGCUGGAUAAGAGGCAGCCGGAUUCAGUCUGAGACAUGUGGUGCUGAGUUCAAAUGGAUCUGCCAGAAAGAAGCUGCCGUGAUAUAAACAGUUGGGUCUGAGGAUCCACAUUUGUGUCUCUGUAAUGCGCAGCAUCCUGGGUUUAGUCUCCCGGGGCGGGAUUGGGCUUUAGGCAGAGCUCUAAGCCGGGGGCAGAGCAGAACCCUGGGAGGUGCUGGGACUCAGGUGCCCCUCGCUGUCACAGUCCCUUGUUAUACCAAUAAAAACU
Messenger RNA from Mauremys mutica (yellowpond turtle), 925 nucleotides. Its product is annotated as killer cell lectin-like receptor subfamily F member 1. The record is from RefSeq and is a predicted model, not a curated record. The coding region runs from base 1 to 744 and encodes 247 amino acids. NCBI's taxonomy places the organism in Eukaryota, Metazoa, Chordata, Testudines, Geoemydidae. The transcript has 6 exons.